AUGAAGUACUUCCUGACAAGUGCGGCGCUCUGCUGCUGCCUCGCCACCCUGUCGCAGCAGGCGGCCGUUCAACAAAGCACCACCGGCUCCGCGACGACGACGACGACGACGACGACGAGUAAGAGCAGCGACGCGGGAGGCGAUCUGGGCAGAUUUUUCGAUUGCCUCUACGAGGCUGACAGUGUCGCCUGCACGACCAAGAGAAUUGGCCGCGAGCUCGACAGGAUCGAGGCUCAAGUCACCGGCAACAAGCCCAGCGACCCGCCCAUCAGCCGAGUCAUCGAGGAGACGGGCAGUCUGCUCGCCGAGGGCUUGCAGUCCGUUUUACAGAAGGACGAUCCAGCCAAAAGCCAAGAUGAGACCGAAGCUGGUGAAGAAUCUCGCAAAAAGAAAGGAAAAGGCAAGAAAAAGCAUCUGCACAAAGCCAUGAUGGUCGGAAUGAUGGUAAAGGCCAAGCUGAGUCUACUUCUGCAAUUGAUAUCCACACACUUCCAGUUCAAGUUUUACAUGAUCGCCAUCAUAAGCUUAUUGAUUAAUAUGGCGCGUUUCUGGCUCGAUCUGAAAAAAAGCCACAGGCCCUCGAAGGUUAUUUACUACGAGCACGCUCAGCAUCAACACCACUACGAUCACGACGACGAUCACGGAGUUUGGGGCAGAUCAUCGGACGAGUCCCCGCAAGAUAUUGCUUACAAUGCAUACGCGCCCGACCAUUGA
Molecule: messenger RNA, 714 nt
Organism: Trichogramma pretiosum
Lineage: Eukaryota; Metazoa; Arthropoda; Insecta; Hymenoptera; Trichogrammatidae
Exons: 2
Coding region: 1-714 (237 amino acids)
Source: RefSeq, a predicted model, not a curated record